UAGUUAUUAGUUAUAAUGGCGUGCUUAUCUCUUGAUGAAACCAUGCGGAUAAAAUACUUUGCUGUGUCUAGAAACAUGAGCUUAGUACAUAUGCAGUAUGAAGAUGAGGUUCCUGGUAGCAUGCCAGCACUUGAUCUGUUCUCCAUUUUUGUAGUCUUAGUUGAACGAUGCAAAUUUGAGCAUGAGACCGUGCUAAUUUCAAUCGGUAUGUUGGUUUCAGUGUUCGACUGUUGCUUCGCCGCGGAGGCCAUGGGUGAGGAUGAGUACAGGGAUUACUUGAGUGGCAUUGUUGCGCAGUUGCAGGACUACUUUCCCGAUGCGUCAUUCAUGGUCUCCAAUUUCUGGUCUGGGGACAAGAGGAGUCGGAUUUCAGAUGUAUUGUCUGAGUACGACAUGACAGUCAUGGACUACCCACAGCAAUACGAAGGUUGCCCACUCCUUCAGCUCGAGAUGAUCCACCAUUUCUUGAAAUCAUGUGAAAAUUGGUUGUCAGUGGAAGGGCAGCAGAACAUGCUUCUAAUGCACUGUGAAAGAGGGGGAUGGCCAGUGCUUGCAUUCAUGUUGGCUGGACUACUUCUAUAUCGGAAAACGUACACUGGUGAGCACAAGACUCUAGAGAUGGUCUACAAGCAGGCUCGCAGGGACUUCAUACAACAAUUCCUAAAGUUGAAUCCCCAGUCUUCUCAUCUGAGGUAUUUGCACUAUGUAACAAGACAUGGAAGUGGUUCAGAAUGGCCUCCAAUUAGCCGGCCUCUCAUAUUGGAUUCUGUAGUUCUCCACACAGUUCCUAGAUUUGAUUCCGAAGGGGGCUGUAGGCCGUAUUUGCGUAUUCACGGGCAAGACUCGAGUCCUGGUAACAAGAGUGCAAAGGUUCUUUUUGAGACGCCCAAGACCAAGAAACAUCUCCAGCGGCAUGGGCAGGCUGAAGUUUCGGUGAAAAUUAGUGCUUCUUGCCGUGUUCAGGGAGACGUGGUUCUUGAAUGCAUCCACAUUGGCGAAAAACUAGAUCGCGAGGAAACAAUGUUCCGCGUCAUGUUCAACACUGCAUUCAUUCAAUCAAAUGUCCUUGGAUUGAAUCGUGAUGAUAUUGAUGCUGCGUGGAAUGUGAAUAAUCAGUUCCCAAGGGACUUCCGAGCUGAGGUACUCUUUUCAGACCCUCAUCCCUUCAAGCCCGCUGCUGCAUUAGAAGAGGUAGGCGACGACGGAGAUGAGACUGACGUUGCUUCCGUAGAUACAGGAGAUGAGUUUUAUGAGGCAGAGGAGGAUUGGCAUGAUGCUAGGAGAGAUCCAGAUACUCAGUCAACUGACGGAAAAAUUUCAUUAGAAGUUGGCAACACAGAAUCGGAUGGUGGGGUGGCAGUUGAGGAAAACGGCAGCCUAGGGAAGCAUGCGAUUGAUGAGGAUGUGAAGAUUAUUAUCUCCGAAAAUUCAGGUAGCAUGAAUGACAAUGGGCCAGCACCUGCUCCAACUUUGGAAAAUCCAGGAGGUUUACAGCAGGCAUGCAAGGUUCUCGAGAAGUCUAAACUAAGCAACAUAAGUGACCAAGAGGACAAUGCUGUGCAGGACAUACAGGUGGUUGCUGCUUCUAUAGAUUCAGAAGGGCGCAAGUUUGGAUCAAACUGUCAGGAGGAUACGAAAGGUGUAAUUGCACAAACUUUAGUUACUGCAACAGAUCCAAGUUGCAGUGAUGAAGUUCAGUGUCACACAGGUGAAUCCAUGAAAAUAUCGACGUACACUGAUCUGGACUACACUGCUUUCAGUUCUCCUAGAAUAUUAUCAAGUGUGGACGAGCAUAUCCACUUAAGGACAUUGCCAAAUGAAGGACACCAGAAUGGUGACAUCAAGAUUAUUACCGAAAACACAGUAACUUUGGACAGUGAGCUACUGAUCUAUGAGGAGAAAGCAGUAGUUGAUAAUGGAAACUUUGUGCAGGAGGUAAAAACUGUUGUCAAGGAAGAGAGUGUUAUUUCAAAGAUAGACAGAACUGCUACUGAGAAUAUUGUCUCAGAAGAUAAUAACAGUUACAAUGUAGAACUGGUUAAGGUUGCUGAUACAGCUGACAGAAGACUGAAUCAUAGUAAAUCGAAAUCUGGUCUUGGAGAUACCAUACAUGCGAAGAAAAGCAGUCUGCAGGAUAGUAUUGUUGUAUUACCAGCUAAUGAAAUAUCAAUAGAAAUGAAAGCCAAGCGAGAAGAGUUUGGUGGCAGACAGGAUUUUGGCAUGCCUCUUCCUCAAAGAAAAACAGAAGCUAGGGAUGAUAAAUCCUUGUCCUCAGUAUCAAAGAAGAUACCAGUAGGUAAUGCACCUGGGUCAGUGUUACUGGAGGCAAUGCUUGGGCAUAACGAACAACUGGAAGAACAAUCAAAGCCGGCCAAACCAAAAACAAUACGUAGAUGGAUCUCACCCAAGAAGGAAUCUGAAACUGCCUCUGUGCGUAGGCCAUCGCACCCUCCAUCCAGAUAUGACAGUUCUCCAGCUGCACUAGCUAUCCGUUCCGUGUCUACAGAUAACAAAGGCAAUUUUGUGAAAGGACCAUCUCUAGUACUACCUGGAACGCUGUGCACAAGCUGCGCCAAGAAUCCAAGCUACAGCUCCUGCUCCACCCCCACCACCACCACCUCCAUUUUAUGCUUCUUCAAGUUCAGCUACACACCUAGCACCACCUCCUCCACCACCACCACCGCCACCACCACCACCACCACCGGCUUCAGCCGACCAGGUGCUCCACCUCCCCCACCUCCACCUGGAGCUGGAGGGAGAGCACCUCCACCACCACCUGCACCUGGAGGAAGGCUUGGUGGGCCUCCUCCACCUCCUCCUCCAGGUGGCCGUGCACCAGCUCCUCCUAGAGCACCAGGCGCUCCACCACCACCAGGAGGCAAUCCUACAAACUCUUUAGGUAGAGGGCGUGGUGCUGUACGUCCUCCAGGGUCAGGUUUUGGGCCUGCAGCCGCACGCAAAUCAACAUUAAAGCCGCUGCAUUGGGUCAAAGUGACAAGAGCUAUGCAAGGCAGUCUCUGGGAGGAAUUGCAGCGAAAUGAUGACCCACAUAGUGUAUCGGAGUUUGAUUUGUCAGAGCUCGAGAGCCUUUUUCCAGCAGCCGUACCAAAAACGGAUAACACCUCCAAAACCGACAGAAGAAAAUCUCUUGGAUCAAAGCCAGAGAAAGUUCAGCUGAUUGAGUUGAGGAGGGCAAACAACACGGAGAUCAUGCUUACAAAAGUGAAGAUGCCGCUGCCAGACUUGGUGAGUGCGGCACUGGCACUUGAUCAGUCUACCUUGGAUGUUGAUCAAGUGGAGAAUCUCAUAAAGUUCUGUCCUACGAAAGAGGAAAUGGAGCUUCUUAAGAACUACACCGGAGACAAGCAACUUCUUGGGAAAUGUGAACUGUUCUUCCUAGAACUGAUGAAAGUCCCACGAAUGGAGUCAAAACUGAGAGUAUUCUCCUUCAAGAUCCAGUUUGGUUCACAAGUCGCAGAUCUUGGGAAAAGUUUGAAAACCAUAGACUCUUCAUGUAAUGAGAUCCGAAGUUCUCUCAAGUUGAAGGAAAUAAUGAAGAAAAUACUGCUCCUUGGAAAUACGUUGAACCAGGGAACUGCUAGAGGUGCUGCAGUUGGCUUCCGGUUGGAUAGUUUGCUAAAACUUACAGAUACCCGGGCAACAAACAAUAAGAUGACAUUAAUGCACUACCUCUGCAAGGUGCUUGCUGCAAAAUCACCACAGCUUUUGAACUUCCAUGUGGAUCUUGUUAGUUUAGAAGCUACAUCAAAGAUACAACUGAAAAUGUUAGCAGAAGAAAUGCAAGCAGUCAGUAAAGGGCUGGAAAAAGUUGAGCACGAGUUUAAAGCUUCAGAAAGUGAUGGUCCAGUGUCAGAAAUUUUCCGUGAGAAACUGAAAGAGUUCACUGAUAAUGCUGGAGCAGAUGUGCAGUCAUUGUCUUCAUUGUUCUCUGAAGUGGGAAAAAAGGCUGAUCAAUUGAUCAAAUAUUUUGGUGAGGAUCCUGUCCGUUGCCCAUUUGAGCAAGUUAUGUCUACCCUGUUGACAUUUGUAACAAUGUUCCGGAAAGCACACGAGGAGAAUAUCAAGCAAGCCGAGCUUGAGAAGAAAAAAGCUCAAAAAGAGGCAGAAGCAGAGAAGUCUAAUAAUGCUCAGUUGGCCAUUUACUCAACCUCAAGCGUUCGUUUAUUUAUGUUUUUUGAUGUGCUCAUAGGACUCGAAAGCAUCGAAUCCAAGCCGACAAGCGAAACAAACGUUAGAGAAAACAAGAUCUACAAGUAG
Molecule: messenger RNA, 4278 nt
Organism: Triticum dicoccoides
Lineage: Eukaryota; Viridiplantae; Streptophyta; Magnoliopsida; Poales; Poaceae
Product: formin-like protein 5
Exons: 18
Coding region: 16-4278 (1420 amino acids)
Source: RefSeq, a predicted model, not a curated record